UGUGUGUGUGUCUUGAUGUGAUUUUUAUUUGUCGCUCUGCGUCCUGUAUCUGUCCCCUUUUUUAGCUCAUGACUUUGAAUAGAUUUUCAUAUCGUAGACAGUUUCCACGCACACGUUUCCCGGUCCAGCAGGUGUUGCCUCUUCAUAGAGAGAGAAACUGAAGUCUCUUCUCCAAACAAAUAUACCGGUGUCAUGUUCAGUUUGCCCAAAUAGGAUGAAACAUCCCAUAACUCUCCAGCUGGACAAAGACGUUGGUCAACUAUUAUCUUGUAAAUGUGGUUAAGUUUAGCUCAUUUCUGCACCAUUAGGUUGAGAUUAUACACAGACGAACCACGGGAGGUGUUGGUACAGUCACCUUUACAUAAUCGUAUCAGGUUGACUGUUGUCUGGCAAAUUGGCUGAAAACACAACUGUUAUUUACUGACAGUGCUUGGCUGAGGUCUACGGUGGAUGAGCAGACCGACACAUGCUCUGCAUAUAGUUUAUGGAUCCCUGCUGCAGUUUUCCUCCUCUGAGAUUAGGCUGUAAUUGUCUGGUAAUGUGAACCAGGCCAUCCUGUGCUCAGCAGCUCCCCUGCGAGCCGCUCUGUGCAGGAAGUCGUACCUUGUGCACGCUCUGUCCCCCGGCCACUGUUCCCGCCCUGUGGACUUCUGCACUUCAUCCAGACAAUUACAUGGUGACCCUAAUUAAGCACUUCCAAGGCCGUAACAUGUUUCAUCAUGUGUUUCUGUUUACAGGAGAUACGUACAGUAUGUGACUGUUUCAGGUAGUGAGGCUAAAGAUACAUUAUUGGAUAAUGUUAGAUGAGGUUGAUUCCAGCAAACUGCAUAUUUGUCUUGAAAAGAUGUCUCACAUGAAACACAGUUCACUGGACUUCAUUAGAUGCUUUGCAACAUUAAGUAAAAGCUUAAACGUUUGUUGAAUGUUAUUUUGUAUGAGAACGUGUAGACGUAGGUUUUGGUUUUGGAAUAUUUUGGAUAUAAUUGAUAAUGGGGAAGAAUAUUGUUGUAUAUUUGUUUGUUUUCUUCACCUUUCUACAUUUUUUUCCUGCAUUGUCCAAUUUCUUAUUUUUUUAUUCCGGGAAAAAAUAUGCAGCCUUUGUUUUAAUCAGCAUUAUAUCCAUCACCCAAAGAGCCAAGCACAAACGAUGCAGCUGACUGGUUUUUCUUCCUACUGUUUGCUUGUGAAGCCUUGGAUUAGUUGAUGCUCACUCAGCACUUACUGCAGGACAGGCCUAGAACGCGAUGAUCAGGAAACGCACCAUUACUGUUCUUUGCUUCCUCCAUCUUAAUUGUUGCAGUAUCCCUUUUGUUAUUGUCUCCUCUUUGUCCUUCACGCCGGAGUUGUCACCUUCCAGUCCUCCCUCCCUCUGUUUCCGCCGUCACCCUGCACGCUACCGUGGACUGUUUGUUUCCUCGCACUCGCCCCAUCUCUAUCUCUCCGUCGCUGCCUCUCCUCUAAGAGGAUUGGCUGCUCGCAUCUGCCAACAUCUGUGUAUCACUGUCCUGUGAGAGCAAAACAGAGAGGGGAUGGGGUGUGCUAGCCAGCGAGAUAGCAACGCCGCGCGCAGGCGAGGCUAAGUGCCGCGCUCCUUCUCCUCUCACACACUUACGCCUUGCGUGCGCACACACGCAAGCGCACGCACUCAGCGGCAAACAGCCGCAGCAUCCGCAUCCCUGGAUGCCCACCUGCAUCCUCUCUCCAUCCCUCUCGGAGAACACUCCUCUUUUUUCUCCAUCCUCUGUCCGCUACGCCUCAUCCUGCCGUCCUAUCCCCACUCCGCCGCCUGUCACCGUGGCGACAUAGCCUCUGCAGCCAUGGCGACCGGCCAGCAGGAUUCCGGCUUCUUUGACAUCAGCCUCAAGUCUCUGCUGAAGUCCUUAGGAGGAACCUCUCCAGUAGGACUGAAGCCGCCGCUCCCUCCAGUCAGUGGAACCUCGGUAGAGAGGAAGGGUCCUGUUGUCAUGGCUCCCGUCAACGUGGACCCGGAGAGUAAACCGGGCGAGUUUGUCCUAAAAAGCCUGUUUGCCAAUUUCACUCUGCUCUCUGAACGGAAGAUCCGCAUCAUCAUGGCAGAACCACUGGAGAAACCACUUAACAAAUCACUGCAGAGAGGAGAAGACCCACAGUUUGACCAGCUGAUCAGCAGCAUGAGUUCUUUAGCAGAAUACUGCCUGCCGUCCAUGCUGAGGACUCUCUUUGACUGGUACAAGAGGCAGAACGGCCUAGAAGACGAGUCCCAUGAAUACCGGCCAAGAGCCAACACCAAGUCGAAAAAUGAUGAGCAACAGAAGGACUACUUGCUGGAGCGGAGAGAUCUGGCAAUAGACUUCAUCUUUUCUUUAGUGCUCAUAGAGGUCCUAAAGCAGAUCCCACUGCAUCCUCUUCUGGAUGGACUCAUCCAGGAGGUUAUAAACCUGGCCUUCAAGCACUUCAAAUACAAGGAGGGGUACCUGGGACCCAACACAGGCAACAUGCACAUAGUGGCUGACCUCUAUGCUGAAGUAGUGGGGGUUGUAGCUCAGUCCAGGUUCCCGGCAGUGAGGAAGAAGUUUGUCUCUGAGCUGAAGGAGCUGAAACAGAAGGAGCAGAGCCCUUAUGUCAUCCAGUCCACCAUCAGCCUCAUCAUGGGGCUCAAGUUCUUCCGUAUAAAAAUGUACCCGGUGGAAGACUUUGAAGCCUCCUUCCUGUUUAUGCAGGAGUGUGCACAGUAUUUCCUGGAGGUGAAGGAUAAAGACAUCAAACACUCGCUCGCCGGGCUCUUUGUGGAGAUACUUGUACCCGUCGCUGCUACUGUGAAAAACGAGGUGAACGUGCCGUGUCUCAGGAACUUCGUGGAGAGUUUGUACGACACAACACUGGACCUGUCCUCCAGGAAGAAACACUCGCUGGCCCUGUAUCCGCUGGUGACCUGCCUCCUGUGUGUCAGCCAGAAGCAGUUCUUCCUCAGCCGUUGGCACAUUUUCCUCAACAACUGCCUGUCGAACCUCAAGAACAAAGACCCCAAGAUGGCACGCGUGGCUCUGGAAUCACUGUAUCGCCUGCUGUGGGUCUACAUGAUUCGGAUAAAGUGCGAGAGCAACACUGGAACACAGAGCCGCCUGACGUCCAUCACCUCUACCCUGUUCCCUAAAGGCAGCCGGAGCGUUGUGCCCAGAGACAUGCCGCUGAAUAUUUUUGUCAAGAUCAUCCAGUUCAUUGCUCAGGAGAGACUGGAUUUUGCCAUGAAGGAGAUCAUAUUUGACUUGUUGAGCGUUGGGAAACCCGCCAAAGCCUUCAGUCUUAACCCUGAGCGUAUGAACAUUGGUCUGAGGGCCUUCCUGGUGAUAGCAGAUGCCCUGCAACAGAAGGAUGGAGAGCCUCCAAUGCCCAACACAGGAGCCACGCUGCCCUCUGGAAACUCCCUGAAGAAGAAGAAGACCUACCUGAGCAAGACGCUCACCGAGGAAGAGGCCAAGCUGAUCGGCAUGUCUUUGUACUACUCCCAGGUGAGAAAGGCUCUGGACAACAUUCUUCGACACUUGGACAAGGAGGUGGGGCGCUGCAUGAUGCUCACCAGCGUACAGAUGCUCAACAAAGAACCAGAGGACAUGAUCACCGGUGAGAGGAAACCUAAAAUCGACCUGUUCAGGACAUGCGUGGCUGCUAUCCCUCGUAUCCUCCCUGAUGGCAUGUCCAAGCCUGAGCUCAUUGACCUGCUGUCACGACUCACAGUGCACAUGGACGACGAGCUUCGCCUCAUUUCCCAGAACUCCCUGCAGAGCCUGUUAUUGGAUUUCUCCGACUGGAGGGAAGACGUCCUCUUCGGUUACACACAUUUCCUUCUCCGCGAGGUGCAAGACACCCACCAGGGUCUUCAGGAUGCGUCUGUGAAGCUCCUUCUCCAGCUGCUCACACAGUGGAGAUUAGCUCUGCAGUUCCAGGGGAAGAUGCGCGGUGGCGUUGAGGCCAGCCCCAGGAUGCCAGAGCGCAGCCCCCACUGCUCCGUGCUGCAUGCGGUCGAGGGUCUGGCUCUGCUGCUCCUUUGCUCGUGUCAGAUCAGCACGAGGAAGCUGGCGGUCGGCGUGUUGAGAGAGAUACGCUGCCUCUUCACAGCUCUGGGACAUGCUGAGGACGAUGACAAGCCCAUGAUAGAGGUCAUGGACCAGCUGAGCCCAUCUGUAAUGGACAGCAUUGUUCAUGUGGCCGUCUCUGACUCAUCCACUUUGCCUCUCAGCCACCACGUCGACCUCCAGUGGCUCGUGGAGUGGUCCGCUCGACUGGUGAGCAGCUCCUACGACGUGAAGAGCCCCAGCUCCGUCUGGAUCUUCGCCCAGUGCCUGAAGGACCCCUGGGUGCUCUGCCUGCACAUCUUCCUGCGGCAGGAGCACCUGCCCAAGCACUGCCCCGUCGCCCUGGGAUACGCCUGGCCCUACGCUUUCACGCGGCUGCAGCUGCUGCUGCCCCUGGUUGACCCCAACAGCCCAGUCAAUGCUAAGAAGACCAGCACGGCAGGCUCCAGUGACAGCUACAUCUCGCUGUGGCGUAACUACCUGAUCCUGUGUCUGGGGGUGGCUAAGCCGAGCAUCAUGUCUCCUGGGCAUCUUCGAGCUUCCACGCCGGAGAUCACAGCCACCACGCCGGAUGGCAGCGUCACGUAUGACAACAAGGUGAUAGGCACCCCUUCGGUGGCAUGGCUUUUGAAACAACUUGUCCCUCUGAUGAGAGCCGACAGUCUGGAGAUCACUGAGUCUCUGGUCCUGGGGUUUGGAUGCACAAAUGCUCUAGUGUUCAGGGAGCUGGUGGAAGAACUCCAUCCACUGAUGAAGGAAGCACUAGAACGCAGGCCCGAGAACAAGAAGCGACGGGAGAGGAGGGAUCUUCUCAGGCUGCAGCUGCUGAGGAUCUUUGAACUGUUGGCCAAUGCAGGAGUCAUCAGCGACAGCACCAACGGGGCCCUGGAGCGCGAUUCUUUGGCUCUGGGUGCGUUGUUCCUCGAGUACGUGGAUCUGACCCGGAUGCUUCUGGAGGCUGAGAAUGAGAAGGAGCUGGAUGUGCUUAAAGACAUCAGAGCCCAUUUCAGUGGGAUGGUGGCCAAUCUCAUCCAGUGUGUCCCUGUCCACCAUAGACGCUUCCUCUUCCCUCAGCAGUCUCUCAGACACCACCUCUUCAUCCUCUUCAGCCAGUGGGCUGGACCCUUCAGCGUUAUGUUCACUCCCCUGGACCGUUACAGUGACCGCAACCACCAGAUCACUCGCUACCAGUACUGCGCUCUGAAAGCCAUGUCAGCGGUGCUGUGCUGUGGCCCAGUGUUUGAUAAUGUGGGUCUGUCUACUGACGGUUACCUCUACAAAUGGCUGGACAACAUCUUGGCCUGCCACGACAUACGAGUGCACCGUCUGGGGUGUGAGGUAGUGAUCCUGCUGCUAGAGCUGAACCCAGACCAGAUCAAUCUGUUCAACUGGGCUGUGGACCGCUGCUUCACUGGGUCGUACCAGCUGGCGUCUGGCUGCUUCAAGGCCAUCGCCACGGUCUGUGGUAACAGGAAUUAUCCAUGUGACCUUGUGACCCUGCUCAAUCUAGUGCUGUUCAAGUCCUCAGACACCAGCAGAGAAAUCUAUGAGAUAUCCAUGCAGCUAAUGCAGGUGCUGGAGUCCAAGCUGUGUGCGUACUCGAAGCGAAUGGUGGAGCAGAAGCCUGGUAACAUCCUGUACGGCACACACGGCCCUUUGCCUCCCCUGUACAGCGUCAACCUGUCUCAGCUCUCCAUCCAGCUGGCCAGCAUGUACCCAGAGCUCACGCUGCCGCUCUUCUCAGAGGUGAGCCAGCGCUUCCCCACCACCCACCCUAACGGCAGACAGAUCAUGCUCUCCUACCUGCUCCCCUGGCUCAGUAACAUCGAGCUGGUGGACACAGGGCUGCUGCCCCCUGCAUCCAGCCCAUGCACACCGGAGGAGGAACCUCGCGGGCAGGGACAGGGGUUGUCUUCCAGCCUGAGGGGCAGCGGCUGGGGCUCCCUGCAGGCGACCUCACUGGUGCUCAACAACCUCAUGUUUAUGACGGCUAAGGUGACAGAGCAGCGUUUGUUAUGGCCCGUUCACUCCCAGCCACGUCUUCCUCCUUUUCAAUGGGUUUUAUUCCUUUACGUUCAGUACGGAGACGAGGUUCCGGGCCCAGAGAUUGAGAAUGCCUGGAAUGCGCUGGUGUCUAACGAGAGGUGGAGUAACAACUUGCGGAUCACUCUGCAGUUCCUUAUCAGCCUGUGUGGCGUCAGCAGCGAUACCACCCUGCUGCCCUACAUCAAGAAGGUGGUGAUCUACUUGUGUCGGAACAACACCAUCCAGACUAUGGAGGAGCUGCUGUUUGAGCUGCAGCAGACAGACCCAGUCAAUCCUGUGGUUUUACACUGCGACAACCCUCCCUUCUACCGCUUCGCUGCCAGCAACAAAGCCUCCACCUCACAGACAGGCACCACUUCCAGCAGUAACACUGUGGUGGCGGGUCAAGACAACCUGCCGGACACUGAUGACAACAAGCUGGUCAGAGACAGCGAAGAGCGCAGGGCCAGGGCUCACAACAGACUGGAGUCUCGCUACAGCAACAGCUCCGGAGGCUCGUACGAAGACGAAAAGACUGAUCCUCUUCCUCCAUAUGCUGGCUGGCUGAUGAGUGUUCUGGAGACCAACCGCCCUCAGCCAUUACCCAUGCCCGUUAAUGGGGGCUGCUGGGCUCCUCUGGUUGACUACCUUCCAGAAACCAUAACACCUAGAGGACCUCUGCAUAGGUGCAACAUCGCAGUGAUCUUUAUGACUGAAAUGGUGGUGGACCACAGUGUGAGAGAAGACUGGGCUUUACACCUGCCGCUGCUGCUGCAUGCCCUCUUCCUGGGUAUGGACCACUAUAGACCAGAGGUGUAUGAACACAGCAAACGUCUCCUUCUCCAUCUUCUCAUUGCUCUCUCCUGUAACAACAACUUCCAGGUAAUAGCCUCCGUUCUGAUGUUGACCAGAGAGAUUAGUGACAACAAGACCCUCACCAUUAAGUCCAGCUACCACACAGAGUACCAGCAGUCACACGCGCCUGACUUCCUGCGGGAGUGGCAGGCGUCUCCAGUGGCAGAUUCCGGCCUCAGCUCCACUUCCAACUCAUCCUCAGCCAGUCUGGGCGGCGGCAGCGCUGCGAGCAGUGUUGGAAACUUACCCCUUGUAACGCCCGAUGACCUGGAGGACCUUGAAGAUACGCCCAAUGAGACCGACGAGAAGACACACAAACUCAUUGAGUUCCUGUCCACCAGUGCCUGGAGUACUGUGUUGUUGUUGCUCAGAGCAUUUGGGCCGCUGUGGGUGCACGAAGACAUCACACCAAAGAACCCCAACUCUAAGAGCACAGAGCAGCUCUCUAACUUCCUACGCCACGUUGUCUCUGUCUUCAAGGAGUCCAAGUCCGAUUUCCACCUGGAGCAGCAGCUGAGCGACGUGGCUUUGCAGACGGCUCUGUGCAGCUCCUCGCGACACUAUGCCGGGCGCUCGUUUCAGAUUUUCAGAGCCCUGAAGCAGCCGAUCAACAACCACGCCGUCUCUGACCUGGUCUCGCGCCUCGUGGAGGUGGUGGGAGAACACGGGGACGAGGUGCAGGGAUACGUGAUGGAGGUGCUGCUGACGCUGGAGGCCGUCGUGGUCAAUCUGGCAGAGUGUCUGAAAAACAGCGACCUCAUGGCAGCUCUCACCAGGACGUCCUCACCUGACUUUGUGACUAGUGACAAACUUAUGAACAGAAAAAGCACCGGUCAGCUGAACUUUCCCGGUCCCGGGUUCGUUGGUCUGUCGUCUCAGCGCCACCAGCGCUCCUACUCGGUCCCCAAGAAGUUUGGCGAGUGUGGCAGCCAGUUGAGCGACCCUCCACGCAGCGCAACUCUGGACCGCAUACAGGCCUGCAACAGUCACGGCCUGGCCCGAGUCGGAAGAACCCCCGGCUCCUGCACGUCGUCCACUAAUCGUAUCGAUCCCAGCGUGCUGUCCGAUCCUGCCCACGUUUCCCACCCGUCAACGAUCCUGGCCACAGUCUUCUGGGUGGCGGUGUCACUCAUGGAGUCGGACUUCGAGUUUGAAUAUCAGAUGUCACUUCGACUCGUUCACAAGCUGCUGUCAAAGGUGCCGUUAGACCGAGCGGAGAACCGCGAGCGCCUGGAGAAGCUGCAGGCUCAGCUGAACUGGAGCGGGUUCUCUGGAAUUCAGCAGCUCCUGUUGAAGGGUUUUACCUCCCAGACCACGUCCGACCUCACCCUCCAGCUGUUCUGUCAGCUCACGCCGGUCUCGCGCGUCCCCGUCGUAGACAGCUCUCAGUCUAUAGGUUUCCCGCUGAAUGUGCUGUGUCUGCUGCCACACCUGGUGCAGCACUUCGGCCACCCAAAUCAGUUUUGCAAGGAGAGCGCGGAGAGGAUUGCACAGGUGUGUUUGGUGGAGAAGAACACAAAGUUGUCCCAUUUGGCCCAUGUCAUGACUCUUUAUAAGACCCGUUCCUACACACGGGACCCGUUCUCCUGGGUCAGUGUGGUUUGCCGCUACCUUCAUGAGGCUUUCUCUGACAUCACACUCAGCAUGGUCACCUACAUGGCCGAGCUGCUGGAUAAGGGGCUUCCCAGCAUGCAGCAGUCCCUUCUCCAGAUCAUUUACUGCCUGCUCAGCCACAUGGACCUCACUGCUGUACAGCUCAAACAGUUCAAUGGUGAUGUCAUAAAGACCAUUGAGAAGUUUGUCCAGACCGUCCACUGGAAGGAUGCUUUGAACAUCUUAAAGCUGGUGGUGUCACGCUCAGCCAGCCUGGUCCAUCCAGUGUACGGCCACACACCAGGUGACCUUUCCAACCUGGAGGUCAGCAGGGUGUGGGACGGUUCAGCGAAGGCACUGCCUGGGAAAACCCUGGAUUUCACCUUUGACAUCUCAGAGACUCCAGUUAUUGGGCGUCGGUUCGACGAACUCCAAGGUUCAGGAGGACGGGAGGGAAAAGCCAGAGCCAUGGCUGUGACCCGCAGCACUUCAUCCACUUCCUCUGGAUCCAACUCCAACACCAUCCUGGUGCCUGUCAGCUGGAGGCGGCCGCAGUCGUCACAGAAAAGAACCAGAGAGAAGCUGGUGAAUGUUCUGUCUCUUUGUGGGCAAGAAGUUGGACUCACCAAGAACCCAUCUGUGAUCUUCUCAUCGUGUGGAGACUUGGACAUGAUGGAGAUACGGGAGAGCGGCGUCUCAUCGGAGGAGGGAGGAACCAGGGAGGACACACUAGACGACACCGCCAGUGAGCAGCAGUUCAGGGUUUUCAGAGACUUUGAUUUCCUGGACGUGGAGCUGGAGGAUGGAGAGGGUGAGUCUCUCGAUAACUUUAACUGGGGCGUUCGCCGGCGGUCUCUGGACAGCACAGAGCUGGGCGACCUGCUAGAGGAGAGCCAGCACUCAGGCAGCACCCCGAGUCUGGGCCACGAGGACCCGCACGAUUCAGACGAGUCCUCAGAGGAGGAGGAGUCCUCCACGAGCCAGAGUCUUUCUCACUCCCAGCUUACGAACCCUUCUCCAUCAGAGGAGACCAAUCACACUGAUUCUUUAUCGACUUCCUACGACACAUCUGCCGACCUACAAUCCCUCAAUGCCACUACACCUGGCCAGGGAGCCCUCCAUGACGAGCACAGUGGCCUGCAUGCGAGGGUGUGCGGCGAGGACGAGGACACUCAGGCCCAGGAUGACGAACUGUCGCUGAGCACCAACGAGCUCCCUCACGGCUCAGACUGCGGUGAGAGCUUCACCCUGGAGUUAGCGGGACAAGCGCAGGAUCAUGUGCCCAGUCUGGACCACAGCCUCAACCCUGACUACUGCCAGCCACCACUGGACUUCCUAGACCCCAACUGUCUGCCCAGCUUGCGUGAUGAUGUAGAUGACUUGGAAGACCUUGGUUUUCCUCCUCCCCCCUCUCCAUUUUUUUCCGCCAUCUUGGCAGCCUUCCAGCCGACAGUGUGUGACGAUGCUGAGGAGGCGUGGCGUUGUCAUAUGAACCAGCUGGUGACAGACUCGGAUGGGUCCUGUGCCGUGUACACUUUUCAAGUCUUCUCAUCUCUAUUUAAGAACAUCCAGGGGAAAUUCUGCUCCCUGACAACUGAUGUUGCCACAUAUCUUGGCGAGGGCUUAAGGGGCAUCGGGUCAAAGUUCCUUAGGUCGUCACAGAUGCUGACAACAUGUUCGGAUUGUCCCACGAUCUAUAUUGAUGCCGAAACAAUUAUGUCCUAUGGCCUCCUUGAAAAGAUGAAGUUCAGUGCGCUGGAAUUGCAGGAGUACCUGGAUACCUACAACACCAAAGAGGAGGCUGCUGUAUCGUGGCUGAGGAAUUGUAAGGACACGUUUCCCAGGUGCCCCGGUGACAGCGUGGUUACGUGCCAGCCUGGAGAUUCAGAGGAGAAGCAAAUGGAAUCGCUCGCUCAACUGGAGCUCUGUCAGAGGCUUUACAAGCUGCACUUCCAGCUUCUCCUGCUUUUUCAGUCCUACUGCUCACUUAUUGGACAAGUCCAUGCCAUCAGUUCAGUGCCUGAGCUGCUGAACAUGUCUCGAGAGCUCACUGAUUUGCGGAGCAGCCUACAGGCGGCGGAGGCUGCUGUAGCCAGCGACCUGGAGCACAAGCACCUGGCCCACACCCACGCACACGCCACCCAGGUGGCAGCCAUGGUUGUGCCCAGCUUCCCCACCUCCGAGGCAGCCGUGCAGGCCAUACUCGAGUGCCUUAAGAACCACGAGUUCACCAAAGCUGUGCGCUACAUACAGGAGUGCAGGAGGCAGUGGCCCAGCGGAGUGUUCGGAGGCAGCUCGGAGAGCGAGGUCCAGACGUUGCUCAAUGUCUACUUUCGCCACCAGACGCUGGGCCAGACGGGCACCAUCGCGCUGGUCGGCUCCCGCCAGGACCUCAGCCUGAUCUGCUCGAAGCUGCUAGAGCUCAACGGGGAGAUCCGCGACAUGAUCCGCCGCGCCCAGGGGUACCGGGUCGUCACAACCUACCUCCCCGACUCCAGCGCCUCCGGGACCAGCCUCUGACAGGAAGCCAGGAGCCCCCCACCCCCUCCGUCCCCACCCGCACCGCUUCCAUCGCCGCAGCCGCAGACGCUUCCGAAGGCGUGCCCCUCGCUGGCUGCUCAGCCUGCUCUCACAGAGGACGCCCAGCACCCCCACACAUGGCCCCUGCCUCCCCCCGUGUGUCUGCUGCCCCGGCUGAGCAGCGCCAGGCACGUCCCGGCCUACCGGCCUACUCUGCACUAGGAUCAGAACCAUGUUUGGGUUAUGACCCAGACCUGACGCCGCUCUCUUCAUCUUCGUCCACCGUGCAACCGGACACGUCUUCGCUUGAUUUUCCCAAACCUCCGAACCUGUUCUCACUACACAGAUGCUCAAACCCUCCAGGUUUUACACUGCCACACACACAAGAGCCAAGACGGAGUCAUCCCAGAGAGAACACCAACCUUUACUAUCCUUUCAGAGGACGCUUAUCUCACAGGUCACUACUAUCUCAUUCUCAAAGCACCAAACAAACUCUUCCAUUCAACAGCCUCCCAACCGUAGCCUCUGAACCCAACUUGCUCACACACACUGACACAAAUGCGUCACCCAUUCCGCCUCUGGGCUCACAUCUCCCCCAUUUCCCCCACUCACCAUGCCAUCUCUCACUCCAUGAUACAGUGUUAACACACGGCCCUGCCUCGUGUUCAGCCCUCUGCCCUCCCCCACCUCCCCCACCGUGUCCCCCUGCUCCAGGAAGGCCUGCAGCGUGGGGCUGUUGUUGCUCCCUUGGUGAUGCUGCUGCGCCUUUAUCUCACUACCUGGGCAAGGUGGGGCACGCCGCCCUGCCCCUACUGAAGGUAGGGGGGCUCCUGAAUGCUGAACCAUCAGACGUCCAGACCUGAGACGUACUGUCAGACCUAUAGAGAGUAGACCUCUAUGAAUUCCUCACCUGAAACUAACUGCACCUGACCAACCUUUCAAUCUUUCUCUCUGAAAAAAGGGGAAGAUGUGGAACCUGCUGGAUAAUACAAACUGCUGUACUCUAAAAAAGAUGACAUCAUGCGAGUGCGCCCGUUAGAGAGCUGCAUUGAAAGAUGAAUGCUCUCAGAGUCCUGCUUGAUGGUUGUCAUUCAGAAUGUAAUGUGUGCUGCACCUGAGGGCGCGUGGAAGCUCUUAGCUUGGAUUUCUAACUUCCUCCCAGAGGAAAUCAAAACCUGAUUGAACUUGACUGUUGCUGCCUCUUUCAGGAACGAUGUAGUUUGCUGGUAGUAGCACUAGAGACUGAGAAAACUACCCGCGACACCCCAUAUUAUCAGUGGCAGAGUCUCUCCGAUUGCACUAAAUGGAGCGUUGGUAUUUUUAAAGCGCGUUACAGAAAUGCUGUUACGUUACUGUUUUAGUUACUGAGAGACGAGGCUGUAACUUUUACCGAGAAGGAAAAGCCAAACGCUAGAAUACCUUUUCUCUCCUGCUGUGUCUACCGUGUUGAGAGGAAACUGUGCAAUGCAUGACCCAGUGAAUGCUUUCUACUGUACACUAGUGUCCCUUUCGCUCCAUAUAACGUCUGGCCUCUCCAGACUGACUGAAAGCCUGAUGGACAAGGACCGGGUGCAGGACAUUGGAGCGGACCCCAUUGCUCUGUUUAUAUUUUGUAGCUGUGAACCACCUUACCCUCCGAUUAGCCUUGUAAACACUGGUACACUAAUCUCACCCUCUGUGUGCGGCGUACACUCCUGUGGCUAGUCGUGGCAUCAUUAGUGGGUGUACACACUGUAGUUGUCCACACUCACCGUGUGUUCACACGCCAUGAGGAUGGUGCGUAUAUUUGCCCUCAUCCCGUCUCUGUACCGUUACGUAGGGACACACAACCACUGUAGCAAACGUUUGUGUGUGGUAGUUACCGCAAAUGCUGACAUUCAGCUCAUUGUUGAAACCCGUACUACUGAAGUUGAACGCUUCCCAUCAUUGGCUCCUUUUGUGACUCUCCAUCUUCUCAACCAGUUACUUGCCCCUUUUACUGUACAAAUGUCCUUUUCCUAUUUAUAUUUGAUCAGCUAUAAACCACUCAUUUGACUUGGGUUUUAUAUGGAUGUUUGUUCUCAAACUGCCAUGCAUGCAUCUGUGUACUGUAUGGAGUGUUUGAAAUAUUUAACAGAAGUUUUAUCUGAAAGAUCCAUUUGUAUGAGGUACAAAAGGGAGCUUUAAGCUCUUGUGGGGAUGUUUUCUGCCCUUCUGUGUGUGGGAGAAUGUGUGUGCAUGCCAAACAAAUUGCACAUUUUUAGCUUUUUAGAUGAAGACUGUAGUUUUUUCCUCCACCUUGUAAAUACUUUUACAGCCUUUGUGAAGUUGUUUUCAGUUGACGCUCUGUACAAGUCUGUGUCAAAGUAAAGACAUAUUCAAUGA
Messenger RNA from Betta splendens (Siamese fighting fish), 13409 nucleotides. RefSeq names its product furry homolog b (Drosophila) (gene fryb). Gene Ontology annotation, cellular component: cell cortex; site of polarized growth. The transcript is spliced from 65 exons. The record is from RefSeq and is a predicted model, not a curated record. The coding region runs from base 1818 to 11045 and encodes 3075 amino acids. NCBI's taxonomy places the organism in Eukaryota, Metazoa, Chordata, Actinopteri, Anabantiformes, Osphronemidae. Gene Ontology annotation, biological process: cell morphogenesis; neuron projection development.